Molecule: messenger RNA, 1395 nt
Organism: Fibroporia radiculosa
Lineage: Eukaryota; Fungi; Basidiomycota; Agaricomycetes; Polyporales; Fibroporiaceae
Exons: 5
Coding region: 1-1395 (464 amino acids)
Biological process (GO): ergosterol biosynthetic process; farnesyl diphosphate metabolic process
Cellular component (GO): endoplasmic reticulum membrane
Molecular function (GO): squalene synthase [NAD(P)H] activity
Source: RefSeq, a predicted model, not a curated record
AUGAGUACCUCGGCCUUGAUGUCUCUGCUAGUUACCCAUCCACUCGAGUUCUUCACUCUGCUUCGAUUCAGACUCUUUUAUUCACCAAAGCGCGAUAUCACUGCUCCCAGCGAGCAUGCGCAUACAGGAUGGGAUCGCAAAACAAUGCGCAGAUGCUGGGAGUUUUUGGAUAUGAAGAGCAAGACAAUAGGGGGCGUCAUCAAACAAUUGGAAGGCGACAUAGCGAGAAUUAUGUGCAUUUAUUGGGUUGUUCUUCGCGCAUUGGACAUCAUCGAAGAUGAUAUGACCAUACCCGAGGAGAAAAAACAGUAUCUCCUUAGAUCGUUCCACGAGCUCAUAUUAGUCCCUGGUUGGAAGUUCACCGAAUGCAACCCAAAUGAAAAGUUGCGUUGUAUGCUCGUCGAGUUUGACGUCGUGAAUGAAGAGCUUCUUCGUCUCGAUGCACCGUAUCGCGAGAUUAUCGUCGACAUCGCGCACAAGAUGGGUACCGGCAUGGCAGACAAUUCCCAGCGCGCCGCCGUGACUGGCCAAGUUUACAUCGAGACAAUUGCCGACUUCGAUUUGUACUCGUACUACGUUGCUGGGCUUGUCGGUGAGGGAAUGAACCGCAUUCUUGCGCAGUCCGGAAAGGAGGCUCCCUGGCUUCCCGAACAACACGCGCUCACGAACUCUAUGUGCGUACUAUUCGAGUACAUUGACGUAAUUCGGGACUAUCGCGAAGACAUCGAUGACCAGCGAUUCUUAUGGCCCAGAGAGAUAUGGGGCAGGGAAAUCUACGGCAAGACAGUCGGGCGCCCAGCGUUCAGCAAGAUGGAAGAGAUGUGCGAACCCAGUAACAGGCACCAGGCAUUAUGGGCACUCAGCGGGAUGAUAGUCGAGGCUCUACGGCGCAUCAUUGACACUCUCGAUUAUCUGCAUCUCUUACAGGGGGAGAAUGUAUUCAAGUUUUUCGCGCUCCCUCACACCAUUAACUUCGUGAGGAUGUGCGUGUGCUACAUGAACAUCGAGGUCUUCCAAAAGGAGACGAACAUACGUAAGGCGGAGAUUGCAUCAUUGUUCAUGCGGUCCAUGAACCCCAAGGAUGUCACGGGUAUAUAUCGAGAGUACGCGGGCAAGCUCCGCAAGAGUGCUGUCCCGGAGGAUCCAAACUAUGUGGAUCUAGUAGUGGAGUGUCUGAAGAUCGAGUUAUGGUGCGAGCACUACUAUCCGUCGCAAUCGCGCGUCCAACUGCCCACUCCAAAGGGCUCGAUACCAUUAGUCUUCGAGUCCGGGUCUCGUACUCGGUUGUCCGAACUCGCAGGAAAGGGCAAGCGAGAUGUCGCAUUCGAAGCGCGUGCUCGGGAGAUCGUCGCGAGCGGCAAAGCGAGACGUCGCUUUCCGUGGCGGAAGAUCUAG